Myripristis murdjan (pinecone soldierfish) is the source of this 3536-nucleotide messenger RNA. It is a transcript of the gene rab26, whose product is annotated as RAB26, member RAS oncogene family. Gene Ontology annotation, molecular function: GTPase activity; GTP binding. The coding region runs from base 496 to 1248 and encodes 250 amino acids. NCBI's taxonomy places the organism in Eukaryota, Metazoa, Chordata, Actinopteri, Holocentriformes, Holocentridae. The transcript has 9 exons. The record is from RefSeq and is a predicted model, not a curated record.
GGUCUAUAAAAUUAAUCAGUGGUUAAGUUACUAGAAGAGGUGGUGGUAAUAUUUCGCUGUCAGUGUCUGCGGGCGCCGUGCUGUGAAGCUGCGAACUGGCCGCUGCGCCUUUAAGCGCACCGCUCGGCAGCCGUGCCUUCCUCCAAGUGCGCUCCCAGCUCCUCACAGCGACAGAGCCGCGCAGAGAGACACAGAGAGAAAGAGCUGCUCCGUUCAGCUCCGCCACCGACACAACACCUGCAAACUCCCCUGCUUUUCUGUUUCUAAGGUCUCUGCAGGCAGUUUAACCCGCGGAGCUGUUCGCAAUUUACGCUUUACGCACACUUGCGGCAGUCAUGCUUCUGACGCACAGGUGAAGUUCUUUCUCUUUUUUCGCGACCAGCAGCUUCACCAGCGAGGAAAGUGUCGGAUACUAGAAUAGAAACCACCUCGGUUGUUUCCUUUACUUACCCGCUGUUUGUUUUAACCGCUCGGAGCUACACCGUUCAGAGAGCCAUGUCCAGGAAAAAGGCGGUGAAGGCGAAGGGAAGCUCCAAGAGCCCCAAGCCGUCUCCGUGCAGCGGGAGGAGCGGGAAGGGGCUGGCCGCCGCCGCCGCUCCGUCCGGCGGGCUGGUUUAUCCCAGCAGACCGUCCAUCAGCAACAGCGGAGAGUUUUACGACAUCGCCUUCAAGGUGAUGCUGGUUGGAGAUUCAGGUGUGGGAAAAACCUGUCUGCUGGUUCGCUUCAAAGACGGCGCCUUCUUAGCCGGGAGCUUCAUCUCCACUGUGGGCAUCGACUUCCGGAAUAAAGUUUUGAACAUUGACGCGCUGAAGGUGAAACUGCAGAUUUGGGACACGGCCGGACAGGAGCGUUUCCGCAGCGUCACACACGCCUACUACCGCGAUGCACAUGCGCUGCUCCUCCUGUACGACGUCACCAACAAACGCUCCUUCGACAACAUCAGGGCGUGGCUGACAGAGAUCCAUGAGUACGCCCAGCAGGACGUGGUGGUCAUGCUGCUGGGCAACAAGGCUGACUCCACACAUGACAGGGUGGUGAAGAGAGAGGAGGGAGAGAAACUGGCCAAGGAGUUUGGAGUGCCCUUCAUGGAGACGAGUGCUAAAUCUGGACUGAACGUGGAGCUGGCCUUCACUGCUGUGGCCAAAGAGCUGAAGCACAGGACCACGAAGGAGCCUGAUGAACCAAAGUUUCAGCUGCAGGAGUACGUUGACAAAGAAAUGAGAACCGCUGGCUGCUGCCGCUCAUAGACCCAUCGUGUGUCCGAGUGUGUAUGUGGGCUUGUGUGUGUGUGAGAGAGAAAGAGAGAGAGAGAGAGUGAGAGAGAGAGAGAGAGACAUCAGCAACAUUCCAUUAGUAAUUUCAGCGUCAGCGUGCCUGGGAAUUAUCUCCAAACCCACACUUUUAUUUUUCCAUCAGUGGCGACACGGCCAGUGUUUUCUCUCUCCCAGCCCACCUUUCCUCUGCAACUGUGAAUGUAAUAUAACUCCAAAACUUACACAUGCACACACACACACACACACACACACACAUACAUAAACGCACACAUCCGCAUACACACACACACAUACACAACCUAAAUUUCCCUUGUGUUGUGUUUCCUUGUUUGUAUCUCUGUUUUAUGGCCCAUUCAAGUAAUUCUGUGCAGUUUUCCCCACAAAUGUAUGUGAUGUACAUAUUUUAAAUGUAAUUUUAAUUUUACUCUAUGAAAGCUUUGUAGUUUGCAUCUUUGUAAAUGCCUGUCUUGUCAAAACAAAUAUGGAUAGAACAAAAAGUAGAUUCAUAUAAUUAGGGGAGCAGAUCUUGUUAAGGUAAUAAAAAUAAAUAUAUAUAUAUAUAUCUAUAAUGGAAAUAUUUUGUGCAAAUUCUGCACCGACAUUUGAGCUGUUAAAUGGCACCAUGUGCUGUUUAGAGGACCGGAGACCACGGUAAAUCAUAAAAUGUUGAUAAUAUGUGUUAUUUGUGUUGGAUAGGAUUAUGAUUUUAACGAUACAGAGAGAACAUUUCUGAAAUAUUUGUUUAAGCCCUUUGACUUUUUCCAGACAGACAAAGUCCUGUCAACUCUGAUUUAAAGGUGCAACAUGCAGCAUUUUGACUUCAAUAACUCAUUAAGACAUUCAUUUUGAGACAUUAGUGUAAUUACUGUCAGGAAAUUAGACUAGCAGUGCUACGACUGGCAGCUUCUACACUACAUUUAACAUUUUUGACCAAUGGGGUGGAUUGGGGGGAAAUCUCGAUUGCUUUAUGGCACAAAACAGGAAGAGGGCGCUGUUCCUCCAGAGGAAACAGAAGCGUUCAGAGUUCACAAAUCACACAUAUUUACCCACUAAAAGAGAAAGCAAACGCACUAAAAGAGAAAACAAACGCACCCAGAGUGAUGCCAGGGACAGGCUGCACCAGGAAGCCACAGGGCUGAUGGGAAAUGUGGUUUUCAUUUUGUGAAACACAAGCACUAACAAAACCACAGGCGUCGAUUGUGGUCUAAUUUCUUUACAGUAGUUACACCAAGCUAUCGCGAUUAGUUUGACAGUGAUAUAUCGAUGUUUAAAAAUGCUACACAUCGCACCUUUAAUUUUCUUGCCACCAGCCGGGCUGCAUUUCAGUGCAAAGAAACGAGAACACAACACGCAAAGUGCCAUACUGCCGUGUCUUUACUAUACAAGUUAAGUUCACAGAAUCUCUACCCACAUACGUGUGCAGUAGAGCGCGGACUGGGCCGCAUAUUUUUGUCCAAACCCAACAGGCAUUCUCUUUUUUGUGUCCGAACCCGACCCGAGCCUCAGUUUUUGCUCGUCCUCCAUCGCGAGGUUACAUUUACCGCCUGAAAUAGCCUACAUGUUGCCUUCAGUGUCGUCAUGUAAACUCCAGUGCUACACAGGAAGCUGCCCGGAACAGACAGUAGGUCCAUCAUUUUUCGCUGAAAUAACACAAACGUGCACCGAACACGACCCGAUUCCAAUUAAUGUGCAUGCAUUCAGAUCACAGACCGGACUACCACGAAGCCACGGAGAGACAUUGUUUUACCGAUUUCCACAACCAGGAGGAAGAAGUUUUUUAGUUGACGCUUUCUGUCGUUUCCUCCUGAGGUUCCGCAGUUCCUGCCAGGUGGUUCAGAUGUAGCUGGUUUUGAAGUCCCAUGUUUUACUUGCAUGCUUGCUGUACUGUACUACUGCUGCACUUUGGCUCCAUCCCCAAGAGGAAUUGUUUGGUAAAAUCAAAGUUUGUCUGCCCUCCCAGCCGUUGCAGGAGACAGGAAAACGGUCCGGUAACAAUUCGGCUGAGGGACGCCGCGGUUUUGCGCCGGUUUCCGGAAAGAAUCGUCUGCGAUAGUAAUGCAGAACAGUUGCAGGUUAAAUAUGUGAAAUGUCCUUUUGUGAUGGCUGCUACCUUACGAGCCGGUCAGGUUGUUGGAGUUCAGUAUUGAUGUCCAGACUCUGAAUGUUUUCCUCCAGUGAUUUCUACACAGUGCUACCAAUGUACUUCUUUUGUCAGUAGAUCUAUUGUAUCAGUGAUUGAUGAUUAAAAUUUAAUACCUCUG